Messenger RNA from Orbilia oligospora ATCC 24927, 1182 nucleotides. RefSeq lists its product as uncharacterized. The coding region runs from base 1 to 1182 and encodes 393 amino acids. The record is from RefSeq and is a predicted model, not a curated record. NCBI's taxonomy places the organism in Eukaryota, Fungi, Ascomycota, Orbiliomycetes, Orbiliales, Orbiliaceae. Gene Ontology annotation, molecular function: protein binding. The transcript has 2 exons.
AUGUAUCUCUCCAACCUUGCGCCUGAGCUACUUCUCAAUAUCAUAUCUUCCCUUGAGGCGAAUGAUCUCGCACAACUCGUGCAAACGUGCCGAUAUCUAUAUAACACUGGCAAUGAAAUUAAGAUCCUGCGCCAAGUCGAAGCUGUCGACGCUGACACAUUGAAAUUUAUUUUAGGGUUGGAGCAACCCUACGUAGAAGGUUGGAAUUAUAGCAUUGUUCGGCGAGGGAGCAUGAUGUUCGCCGUUUCGUUCACCAUUAUAGAUGUAGAACCCGGAUCAAAACCCCGGGUCUCUACUCUAGAUUCCUCAUCAUCAGCCAUAUUUGACGUAUUGGCAGAUCAAAUUGCAACGAGAAACAAGAGAAUUGUCGAUGGGAAAUUCAGAGUUGGGAGCGGAAUUCUCGACUGUGAUUCCACAGGCUCAAUCCUUUUCGCACUUAAGAAAUACUCCCAUGUUCAUCCAGCUUCGGAGUUCUCAAUUGCCUCCCUGUCUACUGAAUUUUCUCUCAGUCAGCAUGACUUGUCAACCUUUUUUGACACCCAAAAGCUCACCAAACUCAGUCUAAGAUUUCCUGCGGCGUUUUGGGAAUACGAUUACAGUAUGGGCUUUCCUAGCUCUGAAGCCUCACAGCAGGCGCACUUUGCUCUCAAUAAAAAAUUACUGCGAGAUAUAGAAAACCUCAGAGAUCUACUUCUUAAAGUCUCAAAUCUCGAAAUUCUUUCCCUCAGGCCCCAUGUAAGCUUCUUUAGAGUCAUCCAACCACUUAUGGUCCUACCUCCAGCCUUGGAUGGGCUCGGACAAGCUGUCGAAGGGCUGACUAAACUACACACGCUCAAAAUCAGCGAAUAUCUCUUUCAUCCGGCCUUCUUCCUCCCGGUCCCUAAAACAGUGAAAAAAUUACAAUACAAAAAGGUCAACAAGCUCUCUCAAGGAUGGUGGUCUCGGUUUGCAAAGGCGCCUCUUACAAAUGUUGAAAGCUUGUCGAUUAGAUCAGACGGCAUUGGACUCCGCCCUAGGAGCGUUUUCCGGGAGAGCGAAAAGGGGUUCAAUAUUGAAGAUAUCGAGAUCAAAAGUUUGAAAAGGUUUAUAUGCCAGGGCGUGGAAAAUCCUUGUCUACCCAAGGAUUUGGUUGAGUGUAUUAAUCGAAGGAAUACGGGACUUGAGCAAUCAGUUUCUUACUAA